Paramuricea clavata is the source of this 651-nucleotide messenger RNA. The record is from the annotation of a GenBank genome assembly. NCBI's taxonomy places the organism in Eukaryota, Metazoa, Cnidaria, Anthozoa, Malacalcyonacea, Plexauridae.
AUGAAAAGUGUAAAAAAUAAAGAUGAUUUAGCUGGUAUGAAAAUUGUGAAUUUUUUAAAUAAAAAGGAUAAGCUAAAGGCUACUCAAAAAGCAACGGGGCAACUCCCUAAACCCCCCGACGCUGCAAACCCUGGCAGUGCUACGCCGGGUCAGCGUCGUGCUCAACGUCCCGGCACUACAGUGGAUGCUGCAAACGAAAAAAUUAUGGAAAUUUUUAAACAAGAGGGUGUGUCACGGGGAGGUAACGGAAAUGUUGUGCACAAGGGUACGCGUUAUAAUAUACCCUAUACAGAUUUAGUUUACGAUCUAACACACAAUACGACAGAAAAAACAGCCAAUUUGACAUCUGUAGAAUCUCAACAAGCUAUGCGAUUAUUAAAAAAAAUUAAAAUGCCUGCCUCACACAUUCGCAGUACACGUCUUCGGGGACAGUAUAUAAAAACGCGUACAACACGUACGUUAUCCGAAACACCUGAGACAAGCAGCGAAGAGAAUUCCUUUCCGUCAACACCUUUUGGUCGUCCACCUUCGAGAAUACCUCAACCCCUACGACGUCAUACGGCGCCAACGCCCUAUAAUCGCCGAUCACGUAGUGCCCAUUAUACACCCCAUCAAGAAUUGGAUCGUCAAAUUCGUACCCUAUUGCGUUAG